GGCGAGCGAUCAGCGGCCGCCCUCCAUCGCCACGACGCUCAUGCAUCAGGAGGACUGCGGACGCGCACAAGAACCCGCCAAUCCGGAUUUUUCCUGUCCUGUACCUGCUAGCACAACAUGGCUACCGAGCGUAAUGGCAAAACGCCUCUUGAGGGGCCGCCCGUGGAGUCUCCGGGAGACAGCUCGGCCGUCAGCGAUCCCGAGACAAAGCUGAAAGAUGACCUAGACCCGGCGGUGUCAGCCUCUAAGGGGGUUGAGGUUAACGACGACGGCACUGUGAACGAGAGAGCGCUGCUCCGCAGAAUCGACUGGCGGCUGCUUCCCGCGGUUGGCGUGCUCUACUUGCUCUCCUUCCUGGACCGCAGCAAUGUGGGCAACGCGCGCAUCGAGGGUCUCGCCGACGACACCGGCAUGACGGGGAACCAGUAUCUCACGGGUCUCACUCUCUAUUUUAUCGGAUAUGUGCUCUUCGAAAUACCCUGCAAUAUCAUUCUCAAGCGGACCACCCCUCGGUUCUGGUUGCCGUUUUUGACGGCAGUGUGGGGAGUUGUGUCGACGUUGACGGGCGUUGUCCAGAAUCUAUCCGGCUUCUUCGCCAAUCGCUUCUUCCUUGGUAUCGCUGAGUCCGGUCUCUUUCCGGGAGUCGUGUACUACUUCUCAAUGUGGUACAAGAGACGCGAGCGGCAGUUCCGGAUCUCGCUGUUCUUUGGCGCCGCCGCUCUUGCGGGCUCUUUUGGAGGAAUCCUGGCCUAUGGAAUUGGAGACAUGGCGGGCAUUGUGUGGAAGAACGGCUGGCGAUGGAUUUUCAUUCUCGAAGGCAUAGCAACAGUCGUGGUUUCGGUGGCUGCGUUCUGGUUUAUUUACAACUACCCUGACACAGCUGGUUUCCUUUCAAACAAGGAGCGUGAAUUCAUACGCAUUCGCCUAGCAUCAGACAGCGACGCGACCCGGGAUGAGCGCUUCACCUGGGGUAAUGUCUCCCGGGCUUUGCGCGAUCCAAAAUGCUGGCUAUAUGGGCUCAGCUUCCACGCCACGAGUCUGCCACUGUACACUUUCUCCCUGUUCUUGCCAACCAUCAUCAAGGAUCUCGGCUAUUCGUCAGCGAACGCUCAACUCAUGACCAUCCCGCCCUACGCCUUCGCAUUUUUGACGACCACAGGCGUCGCAGUCGUCUCCGAGAGGGUGGGACAUCGUGCGAUACCCAUAAUCGCCUCGUCGCUCUUCGCCAUCAUCGGCUACAUCAUCCUCUUGGCCAACACAGACCAGAGCGCACGGCCCGGUGUCUCCUACCUCGGCACCUUUUUCGCGGCCGGCGGCAUCUACCCGGCGACGGCACUUGCCCUGUCGUGGCCGGCCAUCAAUGUGUCCGGCCAGACCAAGCGAGCCGUUGCUAACGCCAUGCAGAUCAGCAUCGGCGACCUCGGCGCGGUCAUCGGGACGCAACUUUACCGUACCGAUACGGCACCACGCUACGUCCUCGGCCAUAGCUUUGCGCUUGGUUUCCUGGUUGCUGAGAUUGUUGUCUCGUCCUUGCUGUACUUCAUGCUGAAGAGGGAAAACGAGAGGCGGGAGGCCAUAGCCGCCGAGGUGAAAGAGGUGGGUGAUUUGCCAGACUGGGGCGGGGACGAUGACCCGAGGUGGCGAUUCGAGUUCUAAAACGUGAGUUGAUGAUCGCAUUUGUGUCGUGCCCAAGCCUCGCUGCCAAGCACAGCAGCACAGGUUAACUGUGGAAAGACUCCACAGCUACCGCCGCGAUGCUUGGAGGAAUUGGAGGAAGAGAGCACUUUGCAGAGAGCUGUACGGAGCUACACGAUGGCUUCGUAAUACUGUGAUUUUAGGACUAGAUCGACGA
Thermothielavioides terrestris NRRL 8126 is the source of this 1852-nucleotide messenger RNA. RefSeq lists its product as uncharacterized. Lineage: Eukaryota; Fungi; Ascomycota; Sordariomycetes; Sordariales; Chaetomiaceae. Gene Ontology annotation, cellular component: membrane. Gene Ontology annotation, biological process: transmembrane transport. The record is from RefSeq and is a predicted model, not a curated record. Gene Ontology annotation, molecular function: transmembrane transporter activity. The transcript has 5 exons. Bases 118 to 1656 code for a protein of 512 amino acids.